CGGGGGGCGUUUCCAUCCGUCGUCCCCACUCCAGCGCAGCAACCCCCCGUGCCGUGCCCGUGCGUGCUCAAUCUCCAUGGAGCCCCCGCCCCCGGACCCCGCCUCGCCGCCGGCGACCGGCCCCGCCGCCGAAGCCCCGGGGGACGGGGCGGCGGAGGGCGACGAGGCGGGCGGGCCCGGGUUCAGCGCGGAGCUCGAGCCCCUCUGGUCGCAACUCUUCGGCGACCCCGCGGAUGAGCUGGAGCCCAUGUGGUCGCCGCCGAGGGAGUUCGGCGUCGUCGGCGCGGGCUUCGCAGCCGCCCCGGAGGAGGUGGAGGCCGAGGACGGCGACGGCGACGCCGAGGGGCCCUGGGACGGCGCGCCGUGGAGGUCCACCGGGCUCGUCGCCGGCGAGGGCGGUGUGCCCCCACCCGCGGCGGCACCAUCCGGGUUCCCGGAGUUCGUGGCCGAUCCCACUGAGGCAGCUUCAUCGGGACCGGCGCUAGAGGUGAGACCGCUCGAUUCCGAUUCUGCUCCACCGGUGCCACCGUGCCCCCCAGCUCCGGUGGCUUUAGAGGUGCGUGCGCCUGAGCUGAUCCCCGGCUGCGAGCCUGCGCUACCACCACCAGCGGCUUCUUCUGAAGCCAAACUAGAGGAGUGCACCAUCAACUCGGUGCCAUCACCGCCGGCCCCGCCUUCUCCUGAUGGUCCUGAACUGGGGGCAGAGGAUGGGUACCCCUCGCAGAAAAUCACCUCGGAAACCAUGGUGGUUAUUGGUUUGACUGCGGUGGAACGUCCCGAGAUCAAUGCAGCUAGCUGCAGUAUGCCGGAUGCCCUUGCCAGAGAUGGUGCAUCUCUCCGGAGGUCCCCUAGGAUUGUGGCAAUCAAGGCCAAAGCAAAUGUUGCAUCUUUGGAAGAGAAAAUAGACUCACCUCGAGCUUCCAAGCUCUGCUUAGCGGUUUCUGGGCAGAGCAGCAUCAGUGAUGGGAGCCGGCACUCUUUAUCCGCAACCUCACCUGAGGAGACCACGGUUACUCCAAUAAAGCCAGUUGACUUGCUCGACGGGGUGAAGCCGCAAGGAUCACGAGACAUUGUUGCAAUGCAGAGCUCCUCUACCGAUGUUGUGGUGGCUUUACCAGUGGUGAGUAAAAAGAGCUCCAAGAACAAAGCAGUGCCUGUGUCUUCUCCAAGGAAGACUAGAUCAGCCUCAAAGGUACUAGUGAAUUCCAACAGGGUAUCAGCUGUUUCUCCAGUGAUUAAUUGUGGGCCUACUAUGCAUAAAGCAGGUUCCGAUACACCUCCUAGGAAGCACAAGCUUGCUUCUGAGCCCAGUUUGGAGAGAGUGGAUGCUGUGUUACACAACUCUGGGUUAGUGAGUGCUAACAAAGUGGUCAAUGAGAUGCCCCUAGAGCUACAGGCAGCAGCAUCUCAACCUCCAAAGGCAAAGCGGGCCAGGGUAUCCCCAGGGAAAUGCUCAUUGAACUUGAGGAGGGCAAAGGAUGAUAGUAGCUCAAUCAGCGAAUUGCCAAUGGCCAAAGUGACCUCAGAUCCUGAGAAUAAGCCUAAACUUAUAUUGGAUAAGUAUUCUACUGAUUCUGAAAUGGUGGAUGGCGAGGAUGGUUCCUGUUUCUUUAUGGGUGAGGCAGUGCCUCACGAGGAGGCUAGGCACAGGUGGCCUAACCGCUACGGGAGCAAUCAUUGCCUUCUGAAGAAGGAUAAGUGGAGAAAUACCCAAACGUUUUCCAAUGCUGGCAAAGCUGUCUUCGAUGUCAAAUGUCACUAUUUGCGAGCUAGUGUAUGUGGAUCUACUUUAUGUAUUGGGGAUUGUGCAUUUAUUAAGGGUCCGGAAGGAAAACCACAUUAUAUUGGCAGGUUAUUAGAGUUCUUCGAAACGAGUGCAGGUCAAUAUUACUUCAGUGUGCAGUGGUUUUUCAGAGCUGAAGACACGGUCAUGGAAGACCAAGCACAGGCUCAUGACCCAAGGAGGCUCUUUUACUCAGACCUGAAGGACGACAAUUUACUAGACUGCAUUGUUUCUAAAGUGACCAUCGUGCAAGUUUCUCCUAGUGUAAAUGAAAAGUCUCAAUCAAUUCCUUCUUUCCACUACUACUAUGACAUGAAGUAUUCUCUGGACUAUAGUACAUUCUCUAACAUGGAAAUGGGAGAUGCAAAUGAAACAUUACAGUCACAUCACACUAGUGGCAACGACAAUGUGAAAAGGAUUGAUUCCACUGAAAAGCAGAAAUCUCCCGCACCAGAGAUGAGGGAGCUCUCCCUGUUAGAUCUGUACUGUGGCUGUGGGGGAAUGUCAACUGGACUUUGUCUUGGGGCUCGUGGUGGUGGUGUGAAUCUUAUAGCGAGAUGGGCUGUUGAUGGCGAUGAAGUGGCAUGCGAAAGCUUCAGGCUGAAUCAUCCAGAAACUCGGGUCCGGAAUGAAACCACCGAUGACUUCCUUGAGUUGUUGAGGGAAUGGGAAAAACUAUGCAAAACCUAUGUGAAGCAACGCAGUAAAGUGAAGUCCCGUUCUAACAUUUCAGUACAAUCCAGUGAUGAAACUCCAGAUUGUUCUACAAUCCCUCCUGAAGAAUUUGAAGUAUGGAAGCUAGUUGACAUUUGUUUCGGUGAUCCAAAUGGUGUCGGAAAGCAUGGCUUAUACUUUAAGGUCCGUUGGAAAGGUUAUGGCCCUAAUGAUGACACAUGGGAGCCAAUUGAAGGAUUAAAGAACUGUAAAGAUGCAAUUAGGGAUUUUGUAAUUGAAGGACAUAAGGGAAAAAUAUUACCUAUUCCUGGUGAUGUGGAUGUCAUAUGUGGGGGGCCACCAUGCCAAGGCAUUAGCGGCUACAACCGCAAUAGAGAAUUUGAUGCACCAUUCAACUGUGAGAGAAACAAGCAAAUUAUUGUCUUCAUGGAUGUAAUGCAAUUUUUGAAGCCCAAAUACAUUUAUAUGGAAAAUGUUCUUGAUAUAUUGAAGUUUGCUGAUGCAACACUUGCAAGAUAUGCUCUAAGCCGGCUAGUUGCUAUGAAUUAUCAAGCAAAACUAGGAAUCAUGGCUGCUGGAUGUUAUGGCCUCCCACAAUUUCGAAUGCGUGUAUUUUUGUUGGGCUGUCAUCCUAAGGAGAAUUUACCCCCAUUUCCUCUGCCUACUCAUGAGGCAAUUGUGAAGAAUGGUUGCCCAUUGGCUUUCGAGCGUAAUUUGGUUGGGUGGCCCGACGGCAUGCCAAUGCAACUAGAAAAACCAAUUGUUCUUGAAGAUGCUUUAUCUGAUCUUCCGGAAGUGGCGAAUGGAGAAAAGCGUGAAGAAAUGCUAUAUGUAAAGGGACCUCAGACGGAAUUCCAAAGAUACAUUCGGUCAUUUAAUUCUGAAGUGAUUGGAUCCAGAGCUCAUGUCACAAAAGAUUCCAAGUCAAAAUUGUAUGACCAUCGACCAAGGGCACUAGAUAAUGAUAACUACUUAAGAGUAUUGCAGAUUCCCAAGAAAAAGGGAGCUAAUUUUCGAGACCUUCCGGGAGUCAUAGUAGGUCCUGACAAUGUAGCUAGAUUAGAUCCAACUAAGGAGAGAAUACUUUUGCCAUCUGGUAAUCCUCUGGUGAUUGAUUGUGUGCUAAAUUACGAGCAUGGUAAAUCCUUAAGACCAUACGGUAGACUAUGGUGGGAUGAGGUAGUGGGAACCGUGCUGACAUGUCCAAAUGCUCGAAUGCAGGCCUUAAUACAUCCUGCACAAGACAGACUACUAACUAUUCGCGAAAGCGCUCGUUUGCAAGGUUUUCCCGACAGCUUCAGGUUUCGUGGAACAGUCAAAGACAGGUAUCGCCAGAUUGGAAAUGCAGUGGCAGUACCUGUCGGCCGUGCACUUGGGUAUGCCCUGGCCAUGGCCAUUCUGAACAAGACUGGAGAUGAGCCUCUAAUGGAGUUGCCACCCAAGUUUGCAUUCUCUCAUGAUGUACAAGGUCUUUCAAGUCCAAACGGUCUUCAGAGUGGCAACAUCUAAUUUUGACUUGACUUAGCACCCCCCCCCCCCCCCCCCCCCCCCCCCUUCAUGCGUUAGUCUGAUUGAAUUGUUCGUCAUGUCCGGUCAUGCUCGUGAAUAUCAAUAGGACAGGACAUUUGCUCAUUUAUCUGUGGGAGUUGGAUGGAAGGAAUCUGGGUUCCCCAAUCAGAUGGUUUCUCCUGUCUGUUGUUCACAGUCUCAUUCAUUUGAUUGUCAUGUUGUAAGUCGUAUCAUUCGGGAGGUGAAGCAGUGCAGAAUAAAGGUUCCCCUUCAUAGUCUUGUUGUGCAGAAGAUUGUACAUAUAAAGCUAGGUAUAUCAGGGGAACAAAAUGUUGUACAUGAUCUGGUUUGUUGCGUUAAGGCAGUGAGUGAACAUGGAUAUAGUAGCUUCGAUAAAUCAGUUUUUAGUUGUAGAGCUAUAGUGUAAUAAAUUUGUUCAAUUGAUUCAGAGUCGCAGAAUUGUACUGUCA
Setaria italica (foxtail millet) is the source of this 4437-nucleotide messenger RNA. RefSeq names its product DNA (cytosine-5)-methyltransferase CMT2. The record is from RefSeq and is a predicted model, not a curated record. NCBI's taxonomy places the organism in Eukaryota, Viridiplantae, Streptophyta, Magnoliopsida, Poales, Poaceae. The transcript is spliced from 21 exons. Gene Ontology annotation, cellular component: nucleus. Gene Ontology annotation, molecular function: methyltransferase activity; chromatin binding. Bases 77 to 3967 code for a protein of 1296 amino acids.